ACCACAGCAAAGAAACACAUUCGCGCAACAAGUCGUUUUGAAUGCGCGUCUGGGUGACGGUGUGACGGGAGGGGGUGCGCAUUGAGAGGUUAUUCCGUCUUAUUUUGAUUUGUUCUGUACAGUUUAUGGGGUGUGAAAAGCGCGGGCCGUUUGGGAGCGUUGAAGCGUGAGGAGCGUCGUCGUCGCGGCGCAGGCUUUGUGUCGGUCAGGUGUCACGAUGAACUCGAGCCUGAUUUUAACGCGCUUUUGGACGGUGGAUGGAGUGAGAUAAGAAGGAUGACCGCAUCGAGCCUUGACCCCCCCCAAACAUUUUCCCACUAGUUUGAUCAGUCCAGCUUUAUUACAUGCAUGUGGAUAAACUCCGACCCCCUACAGCAGAAAAGUUCAACAUCAAGUCGGUAUUUGAUUUAAGUUGUAACAGUGCUGAAAAAUAUAAUUCCAAAUAAAAAGGUUACUUUGGCAUGGAAGUAUGGCCUGAAAGUAUCGGUAUUAAAACACUCCUUUUACAUGAUCAUUUCAGAGUAGCCUAAUGGGUAUUAUAAUACUGGGUGAUGAUUACUGAUGCAGUAAUGUGUAUGUAUAUCACUUUAAUGUUACUUUAUAGCGGUGGAUAACUUGUGAAUUUGCCCCCGUGCAGGCGUCGGUUAAGUCUUAACAGAGACAUCUGAGUCAAAGAGUCAAACGAAGGAGGCUCAGGUCUCCAGCAGCUGAUGCAGCCAAACGCCAGAGGUUUUCUUACUUCUCAGGUGUCACCGCCGCAGUCACAUGCCACCAGCCAGAUGUGACCCACAGCUGCCCACCUGUGAAAAACUGACUGAUGUGAGCCCAGGACGUCCUCGCCGGUCAUCAUGGGAUGUGGCACCUCCGUUGCUACAGAGACGCAAGGCAAAAGAGUCGAGACGGAUGACACGCUUAAGACUCCCAGCCCGGCUCUGACUAUGAAGGCAGCCGUUCUGAUCCAGCGAUGGUACCGGCGUUACAUGGCCCGUUUGGAGAUGAGGCGCAGGUACACCUGGAACAUCUUUCAGUCCAUCGAAUACGCCGGCGAGCAGGACCAGCUACAGCUCUCCAGUUUCUUCAGUUUUAUGCUCGACAACUUCACUCAGCUGAAUGGAAACGGGCCAGACUUGAUCUCCCAGCUGAUGGACCCAGUGGUCGACCCCUGGUUGGACAGAGAAACCUGCUACAACUUGAUCCCCGUUCCAGAGUCGUACUCCGGGCCCCGACUGUCGUUUCCUCUCUCUGUUUCGGAUACUAAUGCUCUCCUCAGUGCAUUUAAGGAGCAGCAGACUCUACACGCCCGAUACGUAAUGCAGCUGCUGUAUGAGACUAAAAAGCUCCUCAAACAGAUGCCCAACAUCAUCCAUGUGUCAACAUCCUAUGCCAAGGAGAUCACUAUAUGUGGUGAUCUGCAUGGGAGGCUCGAUGACUUACUUCUCAUAUUUUAUAAGAAUGGCCUUCCCUCUGGUGAGACUCCAUAUGUGUUUAAUGGAGAUUUUGUGGACCGAGGGAAAAAGUCAGUCGAAGUGGUUUUGCUCCUGUUCGCCUACCUUCUGCUUUAUCCUGACCACAUGCACCUGAACCGAGGGAACCAUGAAGACCACAUAAUGAACCUCAGAUAUGGGUUCACAAAAGAAGUCAUGCAGAAAUACAAGACUCACGGCUGUGAGAUCUUACAGCUGUUUCAGGAUGUUUUCAGCCUUCUCCCCGUCGCGACAGUCAUUGACGGAAAGAUCUUGAUUGUUCACGGAGGGAUUUCAGACCAGACUGACCUGGACUACCUCAACACCAUAGAGAGGCACAAGGUGAAAUCUGCCUUGAGGUUUCCCAGACGCAGCUUGGAGCAGCUGGACCUCGGUCAGUCCUGCAGACAGGUGAAAAGAAUGAGAUCGACAGACGGCUCUCGUCCCUGCAGCAGCCACAGCCACGUCAAGAACCACAGAACGCCGAACCAGAGAAAGCGACGCUGCAGGCUUACCCGGCAAGACAGUGCCGUUUCUACUUCUUCGUCCUCCUCAUCGUCCUCAUCUUCCUCUUCGCUCUGCUCUCCUCGAACUCCGUCCUGCCUCACGCCUCGUCCGUGCCCGUCUUCACCCAGCGUGCCUUACGCUAUGAGUGUCCUCCAAGUGCCUUUCCUGGACUCUCUGUCUUCUGUCCCCCCUCCUUCACCUCCCCAACACGAACAAGAAUGGAAACAGGUUGUGGAUAUAUUGUGGAGUGACCCUAAAACCCACGAAGGCUGCAGUCCCAACACAUUCAGAGGAGGAGGCUGCUACUUCGGCCCUGACGUCACACGGGGACUGCUGCUCCAGCACGGGCUCCAGCUGCUCAUCAGAUCCCAUGAGUGCAAACAGGAAGGAUAUGAGCUCUGCCACGGUGGACAGGUGAUCACCAUUUUCUCAGCAUCAAACUAUUACGAGGAGGGAAGCAACCGUGGUGCCUACAUCAAAGUGGGAGGAGAACUGGUUCCCCGCUUUUACCAGUACCAAGUCAGCCGCACAACACGCAAACUGACCCUGACUCAAAGAGUUCGAGCUGCUGAAGGCUCUGCUCUCAGGGCCCUGAAGGAGAAGCUGUUCACCCAUCGCUCUGAGCUGAUGUCAGGUUUCCAGCAGUACGACCAGAAUAACACCGGUAGCGUGUCAGUCAGCGAAUGGGCUCAGGUGUUAGAGACAGUACUGAGACUGGACUUACCUUGGAGGACGCUGCGUCCACAUUUAGCACAUCUAGCACCAGAUGGCAGUGUGGAGUAUCAGUCUUGCUUCAAGGAUAUGGAACCAGGGAUUCCUCUGUCUCAGGUCACUCCAAACCUGGCUGAAACUUUGUUCAGAUACAGGACAGACAUUGAGAUAAUAUUCAACAUUAUAGACAAAGACCAUUCAGGUCUGAUCUCCAUCGAGGAGUUUCGUCACACCUGGCGUCUCUUCAGUGCCCACCUGGGGGUUGACAUUGACGACACAGCGAUCGACGAUCUAGCCCGAAGUAUUGACUUCAACAAGGAUGGCAGUAUAGACUUCAAUGAGUUCCUGGAGGCCUUCAGAGUGGUACACAAACUGGACAACAAGGAUCAGCCACUCAAUGGAAAGGUGGAAGGAGAGAAAUAUUCAUGAAGGGAAGAAUUUGAAUGUUAAAUUAUGGAAGUCCCGCUUGAUCAGCAGAGAAAUUAACGGAGGAAGGAGAGUACUAAUGUUAAUGUUAAUGGGAAAAUCCACCUUUAAACACUUACUAUAAGCAUUAAGAAAUAGCAGUGAUAUCAUAGUCUACCUAUUAUUGAUGCAUUUUGUCAUUUGUUGGUGUAUUUUUAGCCACUGUAUCAGCAUGACUCUAGGGAUUGCAAUCUGUAGGUUUCUUUUGGUCCCAAAGUGCAAUGAAACUUGAUCCCCAUAGGAUUAACCCUUAAGAAUUUGGUGAUCCAUCACUACCAGCAGGCCAAAGUUUUUAAUACAGUGAAAUAUCUCCCUGUUAACUAAAUGAAUUGGGAUACAUUUUGGUAGAAACAUUCAUGGUUGCCAGACAAUGAAUCCUAAUGACUUUGGCAAUCCAUUGGCUUUCAUUUAGUGCUGCCAGCAGGCUGGCAUUUUUAAGCAAUUCAGUGUGAAGAGUCUUGACAAGUGUUGGAUUGCAUUUGCAUUUGUACUUUGGUUUUUAACCAGUGGACUUUACAGUUUGCCUCUCGUUCAUGCAUUCACACGCACACUCACACCAUUGGCAGCAAGCUACCAUGCAAGGUGCUGACCAAAGUAUUGGGACCAGUUUGAGAUUCAGUAUCAUGUGGACAGGAGGAGUUGUUAAUUAGCAGACAACCAACUUUUCUUCCUGGGCCACAGCCACCCCAAGUUGUGAGAUAAGAAGUCCUGGGCAUUAAGUUGAACAGGUAAGACACCAAGAACCCAAACAAAUCAAAAAAUAUUUCUAGAAAAGUCUGAAGCAGGUUCUGGUGGAGUACGAUUUAGUACAUGUGACACCUCUGACCUGGUUGCAGACUUGAGAAACCAAUACAUCACCAAUUAGAAAAAACGCAAAAAUGCAAACGCAAUGCCGCUGAUGUUAGGGUUUUAGCUGGUGUGUGUUCAGCUGUUUAGCAAAAGGGAAUAAAAUGGCUUUUUUGGAACCUGA
Molecule: messenger RNA, 4116 nt
Organism: Scatophagus argus
Lineage: Eukaryota; Metazoa; Chordata; Actinopteri; Scatophagidae
Gene: ppef1
Product: protein phosphatase, EF-hand calcium binding domain 1
Exons: 19
Coding region: 849-3110 (753 amino acids)
Biological process (GO): detection of stimulus involved in sensory perception
Cellular component (GO): cytosol; nucleus
Molecular function (GO): iron ion binding; protein binding; manganese ion binding
Source: RefSeq, a predicted model, not a curated record